AACUCACCGCUGCAGACAUGAAGCUGAAGCUCCCGAACCCGGGUCUGGACGAGCGGAUCCCGUCUCACGCCGAGCUGGAGAAGCUGGAGCUGGAGGAGGCUGGAGAUCGUCCACAGUGGGACAACAAAACCCAGUACAUGCUGACCUGUGUGGGCUUCUGUGUGGGGCUGGGGAACGUCUGGAGGUUCCCGUAUCUCUGCCAGAGCCACGGAGGAGGAGCGUUUAUGAUCCCUUUCCUGAUUCUCCUGGUUCUGGAGGGAAUCCCGCUGCUUCAUCUGGAGUUUGCCAUUGGACAGAGACUCAGAAAAGGCAGCGUCGGUGUCUGGAGAUCCAUCAACCCGUAUUUAGUUGGCGUAGGCAUCGCCUCCAUGCUGGUGUCCUUCAUGGUGGGGAUGUACUAUAACACCAUCAUCGCCUGGGUCUUGUGGUACUUCUUCAACUCGUUUCAGGACCCUUUACCCUGGAGUCAGUGUCCCAUCAAUGAAAACCGGACAGGGUUUGUGUCUGAAUGUGAGCGCAGUUCUCCGGUGGAUUAUUUCUGGUACAGAAAGACGCUGAACACGACGCCUGUGAUCGAGGACUCUGGAGGUCUGCAGUGGUGGAUUGUUCUGAGUCUGUUCUGUGCCUGGACUCUGCUGUGGGUUUGCUGUCUGAGGGGCAUCGAGACCACCGGGAAGGCCGUGUAUGUGACCUCCACGCUGCCGUACCUGGUUCUGACCAUCUUCCUGAUCAGAGGACUGACGCUCAAAGGCUCUGUCAGCGGAAUCAAGUUCCUCUUCACACCAGAUCUGGACGAGCUGCUGAACCCAAGCACGUGGCUGGACGCAGGAGCGCAGGUGUUUUACUCCUUCUCUCUGGCGUUUGGAGGACUCAUCUCCUUCUCCAGCUACAACUCAGUCCAUAAUAACUGUGAGCAGGACGCGGUCAUCAUCUCCGUAAUAAACGGCCUGACGUCUAUAUACGCAGCCAUCGUGAUUUACUCCAUCAUCGGCUUCAGAGCCACAGAGAGGUUCGACGACUGUCUCAACGGUAACAUCCUGACGCUGAUGAACGUGUUUGAUCUUCCGGAGGGAAACAUCACGGAGAGCAACUACGACAGCGUUCUUCAGCAUCUCAACAGCACAGCACCAGCCGUCUUUCAGGAGCUCCAGCUGAAGACCUGCGACAUGCAGACGUUUCUCAGUCAGGGAGUUGAGGGAACCGGUCUGGCCUUCAUCGUCUUCACCGAGGCCAUUACCAAGAUGCCCAUCUCUCCUCUGUGGUCAGUGCUGUUCUUCAUCAUGCUCUUCUGUCUGGGAUUAUCCACUAUGUUCGGCAGUGUCGAAGGAGUCGUUGUGCCUCUGCAGGACCUGAACAUCCUCCCGAAGCGCUGGCCAAAGGAGGUCUACACAGGUCUGGUGUGUUUCGUCUCGUUCGGUCUGGCCAUAAUCUUCGCUCAGGGUUCAGGUGAAUAUUGGCUGGCUCUGUUCGACAGCUUCGCCGGAUCCAUUCCUUUGCUGAUCAUCGCCUUCUGCGAAAUGAUUGCUGUAGCCUACAUUUAUGGGAUUGACAGAUUCAACGAUGAUAUCAAAUUCAUGAUCGGUCACAAGCCCAACUUCUUCUGGCAGGCCACGUGGAGACUCGUCAGUCCGCUCAUAGUGCUGCUCAUCUUUCUCUUCUAUUUCGUCACCACCAUCAGUAAAGAGCUGACCUACAUCGCCUGGGACCCGCAGUCGGAGAAUUUCCCCACGCUGGAGACGAAGUCGUAUCCGGACUGGAUCUAUGCGAUCAUCUUCAUUCUGUCGGGUGUUCCAGCGCUGGUCAUCCCUGCGGUCGCUCUCUACAAACUCAUCAGAAACCGCUGCUGUGCUAAAGAAGAGAAACACACAUCAGCAGAGACGCUCUACUCCAUAUCUGACAAAAUAAAGAUCCCUGACGAGCUCGACAGUGCAAGCAGAUCGCUUCACUAACACACGGGAUCCAGUCUGACCUGCAACAUCAGGGAGCAAUCUAUGAACAGAGAACUGACGUUUACAGAUGUGAUUUGCACUGACAGCUCUUCAUACUCUUCUGUUGUUUUUAUGUAUUUAUGCGAAGCAGUUCAUAUGCAUUAAUGAAGCUGCCCAAGAUAAACAAAUAAUUAAACAUUAACAAGUCGA
Carassius carassius (crucian carp) is the source of this 2138-nucleotide messenger RNA. Its product is annotated as sodium-dependent neutral amino acid transporter B(0)AT1-like. Gene Ontology annotation, biological process: sodium ion transmembrane transport. The record is from RefSeq and is a predicted model, not a curated record. NCBI's taxonomy places the organism in Eukaryota, Metazoa, Chordata, Actinopteri, Cypriniformes, Cyprinidae. Gene Ontology annotation, cellular component: membrane. The coding region runs from base 18 to 1949 and encodes 643 amino acids. The transcript is spliced from 12 exons.